Messenger RNA from Electrophorus electricus (electric eel), 1641 nucleotides. RefSeq lists its product as uncharacterized. Gene Ontology annotation, molecular function: protein binding. NCBI's taxonomy places the organism in Eukaryota, Metazoa, Chordata, Actinopteri, Gymnotiformes, Gymnotidae. The record is from RefSeq and is a predicted model, not a curated record.
CUUACCGGCGCCUGCAGACCUGCAUCAUGACAGACACUCCGCCGCGCCUCACGCUCCUGCUCCUGCUCUGCCUGCAGUUUCCAGGUAACCCUUAUGCGUGCUCAAUACAGUGCUCAGAAGGCAUGGUGGAGGGUUCCUGUAGGUGCCAGCCAUGCCGUGCUGAGCAAUACGCUUACAUGAGGGGAGACGAGCACAGAUGUGAGGACUGCACUGGCAGCUGCUCUGAUGAAAAGGUGGAGGUGGCUCAUUGUACAAACACUACUAACCGGGUAUGUCACUGCAAGCCAGGCUUCUAUUGUCCAAGCCCAACAAAAGUAGACUGUAGGAGAGAGUGCUUGGCAUGCAGAGGUGGCUCCUUCUCCAACACAACCUCCCUCGCCACAAGCUGCCAGAGUUACACAGAUUGCGCCAGGCAGGGCAUGGUGGUGAUUGCAGAAGGAACAUCUACUCGCGACCGGGUGUGCGGAUGGUCGAUGGCGACCUCUGACCCCAUCCAUGCACCCGCGGUGCCUGACACGCCAGCCCUGAUGACCUUUUUAGCUCCGAAUAGCAUCCCCAGUACCAUCAGCACCACCCUGGAGCCCUUAGAAACUUCUAAGGCUAUUGAGAGCAAAUCUCAGCAACAAACUACAAGUCAGUCUCUCUGGAGUUCCCUCAAUAUUGGUCCAGCUUCGAGCACAAAGGGCAGUAUUGUUCUGCAGCCCAACACUCAGAGCUCAGGGCAAUCCACCUGGGUCGUGCUGCUUCUGCUUGUGAUGCUCUUUUCACUGGUUCUGAUGUGUCUCCCAGUAUGGUGCAAACGCAAAGCCCUGAAAGACAAACUGGACUGGCCGAGUCUCGCGUUCUGGAAAUGCUACUUGGCGUCAGCCAGUGCUCACCAUAAGGUGGAAACUUCAGUACCUCUGUGUGACAAGCUGGACAGCGAAGGAGGUCAGGACAUGGGGUCAGGGUCAUGCCCCCACAGUCAUCAGCAGGUCACCAUGGAACACGGCGGGAAAGGAGAAAGAAUCCACAAUGCAGUGGGAUCCAUUGUCAUCUACUCCCCGGGCAUGGUGAUCCUGGGCUCCAACUCCAGCGAGAGGAAGGAGGAUGCUAGGGAAGGGGGUGAUGAACACCUUCUGGUGACGGCGCCGCAAAAAGAAUCCAGCUGCGUUCCUCAGGAGGACUCCCUGGGACUGGCCAUGCAGGAGGAGCUUGGGAAGGAGCUCAGCUUCCCUGUCCCAGCCACCGGCAAGUGAGCUCACCUGGGCAGGACGCUGAUGAUGGCUGGAUGGGCCCCAAGCUGCUCAUCUUUACCACAGAGCACCUGGCGGAUAACACUGGGAGCUUUGGUCUGUUAGAGUAAAGACUCUUCAGGACUGUUGGAGAGGGAUGAACAUGGGCACUGUUCAUCUGUUAUGAAUAGUGACGUGUUGACACUUUUAUCCCAAGUGACUUAUAAUUCUGACUGAACACAGCUCAUGCAAUUGAGGGUUAAGGGUUUGGCUCAGGGGCCCAAACAAUGACAAGUUGGCAGUGGUGGAGCUUGAACUGGCAACCUUCUGAAUACUAGUCACAUCAUUUCAGCACUGAGCUACCUCUGCCCAUAAUAGUGUAUGUGACUGUAUCUUUGCGUGUUUAGUAGGUAGGCUUUGACUUUUA